GGAAACUAACGAGCCUGCCCAGAUAGUAUUUGUACAAACACGCGACUCCUUCUCGUACACGUAUGACCUUUUUAACGAAAACUGGGUUUGCUUAGAACGCGGCUGGAAAGAAUACAAUGUUGAUAAUUCCGAGCACUGGAAUCUCUGGUGGAGAGCAUCCGGAUUUCCUGCUAACUAUUACAAAAAUCUAUCCGCCUCUCAAUUUAUAAACCAUAUACCCAAAGGUUCCUCGAUUUGCAGAAAAGAUAACUUGGUCAGGAAUCUACGUUGCAUGAAAAAGAUCUACGGUACAAUCUAUGAUUUUAGUCCACAUGGUUUCAAUCUACCCUUGGAAUAUACGAAACUAGCGGCGGAAUGCAAUAGAAUAAGAUUGAUCAGUUCUGGCGAUGAACUUGAAGGAUUCUACGAAGAUAAACCAAUAUGGAUUUGCAAACCUGUUGCUCAGAGCCAAGGGCGCGGAAUAUUUCUAUUUAGAAAAUUAAGUGAACUCAAUUACGAUACGAACACAAUUGUUCAAAAGUAUAUAGAGAAACCGCUUUUAAUCGGUGGUUACAAAUUCGACUUGCGUCUAUACGUCUGCAUCCCUUCGUACCAUCCAUUAACCAUUUACAUGUAUCAAGAAGGGUUGGUGCGCUUUGGCACUGACAAAUUCAGUUUGAAUGAUCUGAGCAACCCCUACAGGCAUCUGACGAACAGCUCAAUUAACAAACUGGGACCCGGAUACGCUGAAAUGAAAGAUCGAAUUGGCUCGGGUUGCAAAUGGACCUUGAAACAAUUGAGACGAUAUUUCCAGCAGGCUAAAAUUUUCGAUUGGUUGCUGUGGCACAAGAUUUCUGCUCUGGUGGUAUUAACUCUUCUAAGUCACGUUUCUGAUGUGCCUCAGACAACAAAUUGCUUUGACUUUUUCGGAUUCGAUGUUCUUAUUGAUGACCUUUUAAAGCCUUGGCUUUUAGAAGUGAAUCUGAGUCCGGCCUUAAGCUACGACUGCGACGCGGAUAGGGCCGUGAAGAAACCUAUGCUGCACGACAUGUUCGAUCUGCUCGGCUUUCCAUUGUACAAUACAGGCUUAGACGUUUUCAAUAUUUUCACGGACGAAUGCAAAGAGAACUACAGCAACAAUCAGCCUCAAGUAGGUCAGGCGGUAGGACGUUGGAAGAAAAAGCAAAGAAAAUCUGGUGUGAAACCAAAAACUUCAAGAGCAAACCAUCGUAAAGAUGAUAAACCUGUAGAAAAGAACUCUAGGAAUUGGGGGAACGAUAAGAACUGGUGUCAUCCUGCCAAUCAAGAGGGUGGAUGGAUUCGUCUGUGUCCAAUUGGAGAAUCCACUAAUCGGUUUACUUAUAGCAACGAUAGGGCAGCCAUAAAAUACAACGUCGCGGAGGUUAUUAAAUUCACCAGAAUUGCCAAAGAAGUAUAUAAGAUCCAUCCGCAAGCCUCCGAAUGCCAAUUAAAUGAAUUCCUCGUGAACCAGAUGGAAAUUACCAGCGAUCUGUGGAUGCCUCCAAUCUAAGACGCCGGUGUGCAAUGGAUUGCACAAGAGACACGAUUUAUUGCUUCAAUUAUUUGCCAAAAAAAGAGAAAGACAUGUUUACUUCUUAUUCCAUCCUCUUUACUAUUACACAACUAUUGCACAAUUUACCCGACCAAUCUUGCACCGA
Molecule: messenger RNA, 1658 nt
Organism: Nicrophorus vespilloides
Lineage: Eukaryota; Metazoa; Arthropoda; Insecta; Coleoptera; Silphidae
Product: probable tubulin polyglutamylase TTLL2
Exons: 10
Biological process (GO): protein polyglutamylation; microtubule cytoskeleton organization
Cellular component (GO): cilium
Molecular function (GO): tubulin binding; tubulin-glutamic acid ligase activity
Source: RefSeq, a predicted model, not a curated record